AUGCCCAAUGAAGCAGGACAAAUCCAAGCUGAUGCCAAGUAUCAGGAAGGGGUUCGAGUUGUUGGGUCUUCUUCUGUUUCCGAUGGGGAGAAUCAAGACUUGAAGGUUAUACAAUAUGUGUUUGAAUGCUUAAGUCCUGAAGAUAAGGUUUUUUGUUCCCCACUUUCAUAUUUGUCUCAAGAAGAAUUUGCCACGCUUAAAGCAGGGGCUUUUUUGGAUUCAUUGGUAAUAGAUACUUUUGCGGAGAUGUUAACCCAUAUUGAGCGAAAGAAGAAAAUUACACCUUCGAAUUGGUAUCUUCCCGUGGCAUUUUCGGAGGCAGCACUCAAAGGCAGCAUAGGUCACUUCUUGGGCUUUGUCCAUCGCCAAAAAAUAAAAGAAAAUUAUAUGUCUGACCUGAAAUCCUGUGAGAAGGUGUUUAUUCCCGUUCACAUUGAAGCAAAGCCAAAUUGUGGACAUUUUUAUUUAUACAUUAUCCAUGUAAAGAAUGAAGAGAUUGAAAUAUGGGAUUCUCUGCUCGAUACAUGUGUGGCUGAAACAGAUCGCAAUGAGAAUACAAGAAAAUUGGUGAGAUUGGAGGAUUUGGCUAUGAAGUUGCUCAACAGUGACCUGAACCAAGAAAAAUACAAUCUCUAUGACAAAGCAAGACGGCACUAUGCACAAGUUGAACAGCAAGAUGAAUCUUCCAAAGAUUAUAUAUUGCCUACAACAGUUUUGAUAGGGUGGACGUUUCGAAUUUAUACUAAACAAAUAUGGGAGUGGAUAAUGGAUGACAAGGUGUCAGCAAUUGGCGUUUGGGGAAUGGGGGGUUCAGGAAAAACAGCCUUGGCAACCCAUAUUCAUGACAAGCUUUUAGAAGAAGCCAAUGGUGACAUUCAAGUUAUUUGGGUGACUGUAUUACAAAAUAUUGACAUCUACAAGUUGCAAAAAGUCAUAGGGAAAUCAAUUAAAUUGGAUAUAUCUAAUGAGCCUCGUAAAAGAAUUGCCAGAAAAUUAUUUCAAGCAUUCAAAGAGAUGAAGAAGUGUGUUAUUAUUUUAGAUGAUGUUUGGGAUCAUUUCUCUCUAAAGGACGUUGGAUUUCCCAUGUUAGAUAAUCGAAUUAAACUGAUUUUGACCACUCGCAUUAGGGAGGUGUGUCAAGACAUGGACUGUGAGAAGAAUCGCAACAAGCAUGAAGGGGAAAACGCAGUUUUGAGAUCUAGCUAUGAUUUCUUAACUAACAAAUUGCAAAGAUUCUUCUUGUAUUGUGUCUUCAAUAUCGCUGGUCCUUUUUGGGAUGAAGAUGCUGAUCAUUUGAUAAGAAGGUUUGUUUAUGAAAGCAUUGAUGAGACAACGGAGUUGAGUGUGCAGUAUGACGAAGGUUACAACAUGAUGCAUAAAUUAAAGAAUCACAGCAUGUUGGAUUAUGAUGAUAAUAAUUAUUACUGGAUGACACACAAAUUUCUUGCAGUCCUGGCUACUGGUAUUGUAGAAGACACUGGUAAAAUUAUGGGAAAAGCUUGUAAGAAUUUGACAGAAAUACCAAGUGAUGACCAAUGGAAAGAAGAUCUACAACAAGUUUUUCUAAUGGGAAACAAGAUACAAACAAUUCCAAAUGGCAUAUCUCCUAAAUGUACUCAACUUUCGACGUUGCUUUUGAAUGAUAAUGUAAAACUCAACCACAUCACUGAUGAGUUUUUCAACAACAUGCCCGCUCUUAAAACACUUGAUUUGUCUAAGACUGCAAUUCAGCGUUUGCCUGAAUCGGUAUCCAACCUAAAAUGUCUCAUUGCAUUGUUACUUUCAGGAUGUAGGCAAUUGAGGUACAUUCCUUCAUUAGGAAAAUUGAAACGGUUAAUAUCACUGGAUCUAUCUUGUACUGCCAUCGCUGAGGCACCUGCGGGUUUGGAAUCAUUGGUCAAUCUUAGAUGCCUGAAUCUACUCGAGGUUGAUAAGUUGGUAAUAUCACCAUCGCUCAUAUCCAAGUUGAUCAAUUUAAAGUGUCUUGAGUUGGGUUGGGCCCAAUGCUUAACGGAUGCAACAGCACAAAGUGUACAAGGUUUGGAAAAGUUGGAAGUUAUAUGUGCCUACUUUCAUGACAUUAGCAUCUUCAAUACCUUCAUGAGUUGCCGCUUUUGCUUCUCUUCCCAACCUGUUGGACGUCUACACCUCUGGGAAAUGAACAACUUGAAAGACUUGGUGUCACCAUCUGCUUGUUUCUUGCAUCAAUCCACCCUAUUUGCUCAUCUCACACAUCUCCGAAUUUGGAAAUGUAACAGCAUAAAGACUCUGAUGCCGUUUAGGUUAUUAGCACUCCUCCAAAACCUGCGCACCAUUUGCGUUGAAAGGUGUGAGCAGAUGAAAAAAAUAGUUGGAGAGGAUCAUUCUGUAAUGGAACUUACUGCUAGUGGUGACCUCGUGGCCCUCCCUUGA
This is a messenger RNA of Neltuma alba, 2412 nucleotides long. RefSeq names its product disease resistance protein RFL1-like. Lineage: Eukaryota; Viridiplantae; Streptophyta; Magnoliopsida; Fabales; Fabaceae. The record is from RefSeq and is a predicted model, not a curated record. Gene Ontology annotation, molecular function: ADP binding; cysteine-type peptidase activity. Gene Ontology annotation, biological process: proteolysis. Bases 1 to 2412 code for a protein of 803 amino acids. The transcript has 10 exons.